Molecule: messenger RNA, 3030 nt
Organism: Oryza brachyantha (malo sina)
Lineage: Eukaryota; Viridiplantae; Streptophyta; Magnoliopsida; Poales; Poaceae
Product: RNA-binding protein 25
Exons: 7
Coding region: 69-2813 (914 amino acids)
Biological process (GO): mRNA processing
Molecular function (GO): RNA binding
Source: RefSeq, a predicted model, not a curated record
GUACUAUAAUAAUACCGCGGCCUCGGAGCCAGGACCUACCAGCCUACUCCCCCCCUCCGCCGGCAACCAUGGCCGCCGUAGCGCCUCCUCCCGACGGCCUCGACCCGCCGCCGGCGACGCCCCCCACCGCCGCCGCCGCGGGCACCCCGCCGCUUGCGGUCUCCGCCACCAACACGCCGCCGAACCCCGCCGCUCCUAACCCCCUCGCGCCAAACCCUAACCCUAGCCCGACGCCGCCCGCGAUGUCCGCGCCUCAGGCGGUCGCGCCGCCGAUGCCGCCCGCGCCGGUCUCCUUCGCGCCCUCGUUCCGCCCGCUCGGCGCCCCGCCGCCGCAGCAGGUGCCGGUGCCGGGGCCGCCUCAGUACGGGGCCAUGCCGAACCAGGGGUACCCGAUGGGGCAGCCGAUGCAGCCGCCGGGAGUUCCCCCCGUGAUGCCGCCGGGCGCCGUGCGGCCGCCCGCCAUGUACGCGCCCCAGCCCAGCGUGUACCUCCAGCAGCCCGGCGCUGCGCUUCCUCCCGGUAUGGCUCGCUACCCUGGACCAUACCCUAUGAUGCGCCCUGGCUUUCCGCCACGCCCCAUGCCUCCAGUCGGUGUUAUGCCGCUUCAGCGCCCACCAAUAAUUCCUGGGAUUCGUGGUGCUCCUCCUAUGGUUCCCCCUACUGCCCGACCACCCACUCCAGCUGCUGCACCUCCUGGCAAGCUACCAACUGCAGUUUAUGUUGGCAAGAUUGCUCCAACAGUGGACAACGAAUUUCUUCUUUCAAUUCUUCGGCUUUGUGGCCCUGUCAAGAGUUGGAAGCGUACGCAGAAUCCAAGUAGUGGAAAGCCUGUAUCUUUUGGCUUUUGUGAAUUCGAAUCUGCUGAAGGCAUCCUUCGUGCAACACGACUGCUCAAUAAAUUGAGCAUUGAUGGACAAGAACUUGUGGUUAACAUUAAUGAUGCCACCAAAGAGUACCUGAAGAAACAUGUUGAAGAAAAGAAGAAAGCGCAAGAGAACACCAAAGAAACAGAAGAUGGUGGUGGGAGUGUGACUGCUGCAGUCACUGGAAAUGAAUUGUCAAAUACUGUUUCUGAUGAAACAGAUACGGAGGCAGGAGAUGGUGGAGAUAAGGGAAAUGAAGAAAAUCCUAAGAAAUUUGGUGUUGUCACAGAGGAAGAUUCUGAGAGUGAUAAGGAUGUUGCAGAAAAAAUUAGUGUUAUGAUUGAAGAGUGGUUAAAGACUAGACCGCCACCGCCACCUCCACCAGUUGAACAAUCUGCUGACAUCUCUUCAAAACAAAAGAAUGGAGAAUCUGAUGUAGACAUGACAAAAACUGAUUCUGAAGAUAAGAAUGAUGUUGGCAGUGAUAAAAGGGCAGUUAAUGAAACUGAAAAGUUAGAAACUGCCUCUCCUGAUAGGAGGAAGGAUAGAGAUCGUGAUAAAGAGAGGCGGGACAGGGAAAAAGAACAAGAAAGGCAUGAACGCGAGCGAGAGCGAGAAAGAGUCAGGAGAGACAGAGAUAAGGACACGAGGUAUAAAGAAGUGGAGAGAUUGUACAAGGAGCGCCUUAAAGAGUGGGAAUAUAGAGAGAGAGAUAAAGAACUUCAGAGACAACAUGAGAAGGAGCGAGAGAAGGAUAGGGAACGUGAGCGCAAAAGGGAGAUCGUGAAGCAGGAAGAUGAGAGCGAUGAAGAGGAUAGUAGAAAAAGAAGGCGGAGGAGUAGUGGCACACUUGAAGACCGGAAAAGGAGGCGGCUGCGUGAAAAGGAGGAAGACUUAGCAGACAAAUUAAGGGAGGAAGAAGAAAUUGCCGAAGCAAGACGGCGAGCUGUAGAGUUGCAACAACAAGCAGAUGAAGCUGCUGCAGCUGCUGCAGCCGUUGCACAAUCUUCUACAGUUAUGGAGGUUGAUGGUGAUGAUGGAAAGGAAAGAGAUGCACAAGACAUACCAAUUGUUGUGGAUGAUGGAAAGGAAAGUGAUGCCUUUGCUAAUGGUGAUGAUGCUGGUGUUAAUGGUAAAGACAAUAAUGGCGAUGAAAAAAACAUGAUACCUGGUGAAAUUUUGGACACCAAACAUAAUAGCAAUGCUCCAGCAAAGAAACUUGGUUUUGGUCUGAUUGGCUCUGGCAAGCGGACAUCUGUACCUUCAGUUUUUGCUGAAGAGGAUGAUGAGGAUAAUGAUGAUAAAAGGGCAAGACCUUUAGUUCCUAUUGAUUACUCCACAGAGGAACUGCAAGCUGUUCAGUCCAAUUCUUCUGCAGACCAACCAAAUAUUGUAGCAGCUGCUGAAUUUGCCAAGCGCAUAUUGGUAGCAAAGGAUGAAAAGCCUGAUGUUGAGAAAGAUAGGGGUAGGAGAUCUAGCGAUAGAAUGAGCCAAAGGGAUAGAGAUAGAAAUGAUGAAGAUGGCGGUCGCAUUGGUGAUCAGAGAAGGGAAAAGACACAUGACCGAGAGAGAGACAAGAAAGAUAAGUCCAAGUCUGAGAACAAGAGUAUUUUGGAUGCAAAACAAUUAAUUGACAUGAUUCCAAGGACAAAGGAAGAGCUUUUUGCCUAUGAAAUUAACUGGGCGAUAUAUGACAAGCAUGAGUUGCACGAGAGAAUGAGACCUUGGAUUGCGAAGAAGAUUAUUGAAUUUCUGGGCGAGGAGGAAUCAACUUUGGUGGAUUACAUCGUCUCAUGCACCAAAGACCAUGUUCAGGCAUCAAAAAUGUUGGAGCUCCUACAGUCAAUCUUGGAUGUUGAAGCUGAAAUGUUUGUCCUUAAGAUGUGGAGGAUGCUUAUAUUUGAGAUCAAGAAAGUUGAGACAGGUCUAUCAGGGAGAGCGAAGGCAUGAGGUUGAACUAUUGCCGUUGCACCAUUUUGAUUCACUAGUCAUCAACUGCCAGCUUGCUUGCAAGCUCAUACUGUAAGAAUACUCCAUCUAAAAUACAUUGAUCCUGUCUCCAAGUUUGUUAAAAAGGAUCAAGAGGUUGAAUUAGUGUUUACCAUUCGUUCUGGUGUAUACAUGAACCGCUAAUAAUUGCUUCUCUUUGCAUGUAACUUUUAAAGCU